UGUUUUUCUCCCAGAGGGAGUGUAUCUCAGUACACAUUGGCCAAGCGGGUGUCCAGAUCGGUAACUCCUGUUGGGAGUUGUACUGUUUGGAACACGGUAUCAAUCCGGAUGGAACCGUUAUUGUUGAGGGCACCUCACUGGAAGAUUCUUCUUUUGGCACCUUCUUCAGUGAAACUGGUGCUGGGAAGUAUGUUCCUCGAGCUGUGUUCAUCGAUCUUGAGCCCACUGUUGUUGGUAAGUCCUUCUGUCAAUAUGUUCUCUUGUGUGACAUUGUUAAACCACUGAGAUCAAGCUUUUUUUUUCAUGGUGACUGUUUAUUUGUAGAUGAGAUCCGUAACGGGAGCUAUCAAAAACUUUACCAUCCUGAGCAGCUUAUCAGUGGGAAAGAGGAUGCUGCUAAUAAUUACGCCCGUGGUCAUUAUACUGUCGGUAAAGAGAUUAUAGACUCUGUGGUUGACCGCAUGCGAAAAAUGGCGGACCAGUGCACUGGUCUUCAGGGCUUUUUGAUCUUCCAUAGUUUUGGUGGAGGAACAGGCUCUGGUUUCACAUCUCUACUGAUGGAAAGGCUGUCUGUAGAUUAUGGUAAAAAGUCCAAACUGCAGUUCUCCGUCUAUCCUGCCCCGCAGGUCAGCACCGCUGUGGUGGAGCCUUACAACUCCAUCCUCACGACGCACACGACCCUCGAGCACUCCGACUGUUCCUUCAUGGUGGAUAAUGAAGCCAUCUUUGACAUCUGCAAGCGAAACCUCGAUAUCGACUGUCCCUCCUACACCAACCUAAACCGGCUCAUCGCCCAGAUCGUGUCCUCCAUUACAGCAUCUCUGCGCUUUGACGGGGCCCUCAACGUGGACCUCACGGAGUUCCAGACUAACCUGGUUCCGUACCCUCGCAUCCAUUUCCCGCUGGUAACCUACUCUCCCAUCAUCUCUGUGGAGAGGGCGUACCACGAGCAGCUUUCCGUGCCGGAGAUCACCAACGCCUGCUUUGAGCCUGCAAACCAGAUGGUGAAGUGUGACCCUCGCCGAGGCAAAUACAUGGCCUGCUGUUUGCUUUACCGUGGUGAUGUUGUUCCAAAGGACGUUAACACUGCCAUAGCCAACAUUAAGACGCGAAGAUCCAUCCAGUUUGUAGAUUGGUGUCCCACGGGCUUUAAAGUCGGCAUUAAUUACCAGCCGCCCACUGUUGUUCCUGGAGGAGAUCUGGCCAAGGUGCAGAGAGCCGUAUGUAUGCUGAGCAACACCACGGCCAUUGCUGAAGCGUGGAGCCGUCUGGAUCAUAAGUUUGACCUGAUGUAUGCGAAGAGGGCUUUUGUGCACUGGUAUGUGGGCGAAGGAAUGGAAGAAGGAGAGUUCUCCGAGGCACGGGAGGACAUGGCUGCACUGGAGAAGGAUUACGAGGAGGUUGGUGCCGAUUCUGCUGAAGAUGAUGUUGAGGAUGAGGAAGAGUAUUAA
Molecule: messenger RNA, 1451 nt
Organism: Triplophysa dalaica
Lineage: Eukaryota; Metazoa; Chordata; Actinopteri; Cypriniformes; Nemacheilidae
Product: tubulin alpha-8 chain-like
Exons: 2
Coding region: 462-1451 (329 amino acids)
Biological process (GO): microtubule cytoskeleton organization; mitotic cell cycle
Cellular component (GO): microtubule; cytoplasm
Molecular function (GO): GTP binding; structural constituent of cytoskeleton
Source: RefSeq, a predicted model, not a curated record